Molecule: messenger RNA, 262 nt
Organism: Scutellospora calospora
Lineage: Eukaryota; Fungi; Glomeromycota; Glomeromycetes; Diversisporales; Gigasporaceae
Source: the annotation of a GenBank genome assembly
ACAUAACAAUCCAGUAGAGAUUGUAAAUAUGCUUCUAAGACACUCUAAUCCCCGGUCCGUGACCGGGUAUGGCGUAUUUAAAUUCAAUAUUCGUAAAGAAGCGGAGAGACUCGGAAUUGAAGAUUCCAGUGAGAUAAAUACUGCCAUGAGUAAAUUAUGGGGAACCGCUACUGCAACAGACAAAAACCAAUAUAAAACCUUGGCUAUCAAUACUAAUGCGCUGUUGAGGAGAAGAGCUCCAAGAUUUAGAAAUAGAAGAUAA